GUCCGGAAAAGGAAAGCACAUUGACGUCGAUCUUGUUCAAAAUAGAAAUCCGCGUCUGCGAUGUUUUUGUCAAGUGGGAUUCUUUCCGCUUAUUUCCGUAUACAGUGCGAUGCAGGACGGAGGUACCACAUUCACGAAGUCAAACUCAAAGUCAGUCAAAGACAAAGACGUUUCGUCAGCUUCAAUUUGAAGUCUUAACUUAGUUAACCACACAAGUGAAACUUGAACUUGAAGAACAGGGCUGAGCUCAGUCAAACAAAUAAUGGCAGAUCUUUCCUGUACACCAUGUGCUAAGCGUCGUCGAGAUAUGUACAAGAAGACAACUCCAUCAUGGAAAGAUGCUUACAGAAAGAGGUGCUUUGACAGGCUACGUGGGAGCCGGGAGACGCUCCUUCAGAGGUUCCGAGGAACUUCACCAUGUUCUUCACCGUCUUCCUUGAGCCCAUGCUCCAGGAUCAGUAGCAGCCCGGGAAGUCCCAGUCUCAUGGUUGCAAGGGUCAUGGAGGAGGAAUGGCGGCAACUGAGAAUGGACGAUCCUUCUUUUGGGCUCAUAGAGGAAGAACUAGACUUGAGAGAGGAGCUUGAGGAAGAACUCAUAAAAGAAGAGAUGAGCAUGAUAGCCGAGUAUGAAGCAAGUCUGAGACUGGAGGAAGAGCAGUUACAAGCUACUGUAAAUCAUUUUACCGAAGGAUCUGUUGUCUGCCCCCUCUGCCAAAGAAACUGGUUGUUGAUGAACCAAGGCAUCGUAUUUUGUUCCUGUGGGUUAAGAAUUGACACGGCUCAAGACAGUCUCAAUCUAGAGAACGUAGGUCAGAGUCUGGAGCAAGGGGUCAGUCAACACAGCGCCCUCUGUCCAGUAACACCGGUCUUUGCUCUGAUGGACCUUGAAGGAUUACACAACCUUGUAAUGUCUUGUGAGACCUGCGGAUUUCUUCACAUUGUUAUUUAGCUUCUUGAUGGGAAUGGAGAAGUGACCUGCAGCUGAGGAUGCAAUUCACCGAGAAUCAGAAGGGCUGUUGACUGUUGCUAUUAAGCUAACAUUAUUCAUAUACAAUUUGCAAUAUUUGAGGGAUGCAUUAUGAGAUAAGUGAGAAAUUAUCAGCUGUCUUUACAGUGACGCGGCAUAUGAUCCUGCAAAAUUUGCUCCGGUCUUAAUAUCCGAGAGGGCAAAGGGUUGGAGUUAGGAUUG
Messenger RNA from Lytechinus variegatus (green sea urchin), 1189 nucleotides. RefSeq names its product RPA-interacting protein B-like. Gene Ontology annotation, cellular component: nucleus. The coding region runs from base 263 to 949 and encodes 228 amino acids. The record is from RefSeq and is a predicted model, not a curated record. The transcript has 9 exons. Lineage: Eukaryota; Metazoa; Echinodermata; Echinoidea; Temnopleuroida; Toxopneustidae. Gene Ontology annotation, biological process: protein import into nucleus.